AUUGCAAUCGGUAAUGCAAGUGUGAGGAGUGGUUGUUUAUGGCGUUGUUGCUGCUUUGCUCAAUUUAAAGCAAUAUUUAUCAUUUUAUUUGCUGUUAAUUUUCAAACAAGGUUGCAAUCCCACUGCCAGCAGCCAUGUUGCAAGCCUGGCACAUCACAGUGCUGGCCCUGAUGGCGUUCUAUCUCUGUGGCCAAGUGCACUUUGCGGCUGGACUCGAGUGCUAUGUGUGCUCCAAUCAGACGGGGAACACGGAGAAGUGUCUGAACACGAUCAAAACCUGCGAAUCAUUUGAGAAUGUCUGCGGCACCGAGAUUCGCUGGGGCAGCCAACCAUAUUUCUCAGAGGGAGCUUUGAAGCAAUAUUAUGUGUCUAAGCGUUGCAUGACCAAGGAACAGUGUCAGUCGAAGCGACGUCGCUACAUGCAGCUCUACUGUACGCACAUCUGGUACGAGGAUUGGGCAUGCAACGAGUGCUGCCAAGGCGACAGAUGCAACUACUUUGUCAUUAGUGGCGCAACGGAGCGUAGAAGCAGCUUGCUCACACUACUAGGAACGCUAGCGGGAGCUUGGCUACUUUUGCGGCGUGUCAGCACGCCCUAAUCCUCAAGCAAUUGAUGCUAACUUAACGCACACAUUCCACAAAUUUAUAUUCAGAGGUAGUUAAGUAAUUUUGUAAUCAUUCCACAUAGUCUGUUGUAUCAGUUCUGUGCCGUCCAUUCGUCCCUAAGUAGUUGACACUGUUGUAGUGCCUUGUAUAAUGUUUAAGUACAGCAACUUCGAACUUUUUAAACCUUUAAAUGCUGCUGCUCAAGUUUCCCUGUUGAAUCUCGAAUUGAGUGUUUAACUUGAGCAGGCAGCAGGUCUUCUUACUAAUGAUUAAGUGUCCUAUCUUUGUGCCUUUUUGAUACCUUUUAUAUACAACGAAUUGGUCAGAUCCUACUGCUGCUCAGAAGCUGCCAAAUAGCUGCAGCUCUGAGCACUCAGUAGCCUCCUUUUAGCUAUUAGUAAAUACUCUCGAAUUGAAGCAAUCUCUCCCCUUUUGGGUCUUUUAACACAAACAAAACACACAUAUCUUUGUAGCCCAAUAAAGCUGUAUUUAAGACACGA
Messenger RNA from Drosophila nasuta, 1106 nucleotides. It is a transcript of the gene cold, whose product is annotated as coiled. NCBI's taxonomy places the organism in Eukaryota, Metazoa, Arthropoda, Insecta, Diptera, Drosophilidae. The coding region runs from base 135 to 599 and encodes 154 amino acids. The record is from RefSeq and is a predicted model, not a curated record. The transcript is spliced from 3 exons.